GUAAAUUUUAAACAGAAUUGUUAUGUAGUGCCAAAGUAUUGAAAAAUGCCUGGAAAUAAUUUUAAACGAAUUUUUAUAAGCUGUUUAUUAUACCGCUACGCAUUUGCACAGAACACGGACAUCUUUGUACACAGAACGCAUUAUGACGAGUUUAUAAUAUUCAACAAAAACGCGGAAACCUGGAAGGAUGCGCUCGAUAGAUGCCAUGAGCACACAGCCAAUUUGGUCUCACUCGAGUCGCAAAAAAAGCUCAUAGGUUUGCAUAUGUUUUUAUUUUCCAACGAUUUUAUACAGACAACGGUGAAUAAGGCAGAUCGUACUUUUAUAUAUUGGAGCGGUGGCAAUGAUUUAUCAAACCCGGGUACUUAUGAGUGGGAGGGUACAGGCAAGGCCUUUAAAUAUACGCACUGGCUAAAUGAUCAACCGGUGAAUAUUGAAAGCGGCGGCUGUAUACAAUUUGGUGCUGGUGGCUUUGGACGUUGGUCCACAGAAAAUUGCGAUACUAAGCGGUUUUUUGUUUGUGAGCGUAAUAAAAAUUAAUUACAAAC
Messenger RNA from Bactrocera oleae (olive fruit fly), 548 nucleotides. RefSeq names its product CD209 antigen-like protein B. Gene Ontology annotation, molecular function: signaling receptor activity. The record is from RefSeq and is a predicted model, not a curated record. Lineage: Eukaryota; Metazoa; Arthropoda; Insecta; Diptera; Tephritidae.